Aplysia californica (California sea hare) is the source of this 3069-nucleotide messenger RNA. Its product is annotated as muscarinic acetylcholine receptor M3-like. Gene Ontology annotation, molecular function: G protein-coupled acetylcholine receptor activity. The record is from RefSeq and is a predicted model, not a curated record. Lineage: Eukaryota; Metazoa; Mollusca; Gastropoda; Aplysiida; Aplysiidae. Gene Ontology annotation, cellular component: plasma membrane. Gene Ontology annotation, biological process: adenylate cyclase-activating adrenergic receptor signaling pathway. The transcript has a single exon. Bases 64 to 2577 code for a protein of 837 amino acids.
GGUCAGAUGAUCGGGUGAGCAGCAAACCAUCCUAUCGCGGAACGUUCCCUCCCAUACGUCACCAUGGCAACCACAGAGCGUCACGCCGACGUGGCCACCAAGUCGUUGACCAACAGAACAGUGGAGACGGACAUGACGUCACUACUCCGCGGAGACAACAUCAGCUCCCUCUUCUCCGGGAGCGUGGGCGGCCUGGAGGGUUUGACCUCGUUCUUGGACGAGAACCUGACCAGCGCCUCCUCUCCCUCGGCGGGAAGUCUCAACCUCACCUGUCUCUUCAACGCCACCUUCAACUCGUCGCUGUGUGACGCUCACGGCAAGAACGAGACGGUGGCGGCAGUCGUGAGCGGACCCCACGUGCUUUGGGUGUCUGUCUUCAUGGGCGUCAUAGCAGGCAUCGUGAGCCUGGUCACCAUCCUGGGCAACAUCACCGUGCUCCUGGCCUUUGGCUUAGAGCGGACAAUCCGGCAGCCCACCAACUACUUCUUGGCUUCCCUGGCCGUGUCGGAUCUGCUCAUAGGAACGUUCUCCAUGCCGCUGUACACACAGUACUACCUCCUGGGAAAGUGGCCGCUGGGACCCUGGCUCUGUGAUCUGUGGCUGUCUCUGGACUGGACCGUGUGUCUGACGUCACAGUAUACCGUCUUCCUGAUCACCAUGGACCGUUUCCUGUCGGUGAAGAUCCCGGCCAAAUACCGCAACUGGCGGACGGAGAGGAAGGUGAUGGUGAUGAUAGCCCUCACCUGGAUAGGACCCGCCAUUAUUUUCUUCACCUCCAUCGUCGGCUGGCAGUAUUUCGUCGGGAAGCGCACGGUGGGCAAGGAAGAGUGCGAGGUGCAGUUUAUGAGUGACGCCAUGUUUACUUUUCUGCUCACCAUCGGCUACUACUGGAUUACUCUGUUCGUCAUGUGUGUCUUGUACGGAGGGAUUUACAAAGUGGCCUUGGACCUACAGAGGAAGUCGGACGCCAAACACAAAAAGAUCCAGUCGACCAUGGAGCUGGCGGCGGACAACGCUCAGAACGCCAUCCGGAGCUUUGGUGAGGGCGGCAGUAACAACAACAGCAGCGGGGGCGGGGACAGCCAGGUGCCGCCCGCCUCCCACAACAACUGCAAGACCAAGUCGAUGAAGACGAGCAGCACCCGGAAGUCUGUGAAGGCGGCGCUGCCGUGCCCUGUGGGGGCCCCGCACGUGAACACCACCAGCUUCACCAGCGCCCAGGACAAGGACGAGGACCGGUCCAGUAGCCCAGCCUUUGCCUCUGACGACGACAACAGCAGCAGUGGGGGCGCCGCGGGGGCGGGAAAGUCUCCCCAGGCCCAGGGGGGAGGGGGAGGGGGCGGCUACUCCAGGAACCAAACCUCUUCCGGCGCGGGUGGCACAGUCAACAACGCGCUGUUCGCCAACACGGGCGGCCUGGUUCGCUCCCUGCACGGUGACCUGUUCUUCCCCUCCGCCGCUCCCCCCGAGCCGCCCCAGUACCUCCUGCAGCCCCCGCCCCCCUACAGCCGCCUCUACCCCCACCCGGGCAGCGAGGUGUCGGGCUCGGACACAGACGGGGGCGGCCUGCAGCACGAGGCGGACAGCGUCUACUCCUCGGCCACCUCGGACCGCCUGGAGAAACAGACGCUGCUACAACAGGACAACAAUAACAGCAGGGUCGCCCACGGCUCCGACAUCAACCGCGGCUGUCGUUUCAUCGACGAGAAGAGUCUGCUGGCGACACUGAACGAGAGCGCCGCGCUCCUCCCCGCGCUCACCGGAGACUCGGAGCUGGACGACUCAGACGUGGCCGACCUGAACGCCUCCUCGCCCAUCUGGAAGCGCCGCUCCUCCCUCCCGCCGCUCGCCUCCGACGUCUUUGACCUGGAUGACGACAUCAGCGAUACGGCCAUCACGACGGACAUGACGACGACCACAACGCUGGCCACCGCCACAGCCACGCCCGUGUCCAACAACAGCAUCAGACAGGGGCCGGAGCACAGCGGCCACCACUCGGGCACGGAUGAUGAGGGGACCCACGGGGGAGGAGGAGGAAGAGGUGGCGCGGACGCUCACGCCAGGGGUGAAGGUGGCGCUUCUGCCGACGGCAAACUCCCCACCACCACCACCAGCAACAACAACCACUGCAACAGCUACAACUACCCCACCGGCCCGCCCUCUGAGACCAACACCACCGAGGACGGCUCUCACCCCGACCCCCACUGCCUGUCCGCGGUGCGCGUGAGGCGGCAAAAAGACACGAGACUGCACGCCUUCGUCAAGUCUGUCCGAUCUCGUAACAGUCGGAGGCGGAACCGGCGAGAGCGGAAGUCCAAGUCGGAGAACCGGGCGAGGAAAGCUCUGCGGACGAUUUCCUUCAUUCUGGGCGCGUUUGUCUUGUGUUGGACGCCUUACCACGUGAACCUCAUGGUGAUGGCUCUAUGCAAAGACUGCAUCAACAUGAGUUUCUACGCGUUCUCCUACUAUCUAUGUUACCUCAACAGUCCCAUCAACCCACUUUGUUAUGCAUUCGCCAACGCUCAGUUCAAGAGAACUUUCUUACGAAUCAUGAAGUUUGACUGGCACAGAACGUGAUCCUGGCCGAUCUCUUAGCAGAAGGACGUGAUAGAUAGCUAGAUAGAUAGAUAGAUAGAUGUAUAGAUAGCUACUCUACAGCCGGUUCUUUCCAUGCACGCACGGACACGCACGCACGCACACACACACGCACACACACACGCACACACACACUCACACACACACGCACACACACACACACACACACACACACACACACAACCACACAAACAAACAAACAACAACAAACGCACCACCAAUAUGAACAAAAGCGCUGGCAAGCAGACAAAGCUGCGGCGCGAACUAGUGUGUCCAGGUUGCGUGCUAAAUGAAACAGUGUGUCCAGAUUUUGCCGGCAGAACGGGUCCGAUGAUGACCCAGAAAAUGUUGCCGCUACCUGUCAGGAGUUACACGGUCCGACUACAGUGACGGUGAGCGUGUCUUCCCUGUGGUGUCCUCGCUGUCCGAUCUACUCAACUGAGAUACCCACUUGACCCCCACCCCCAGACCCUC